AUGAUAGUGGAGUCUCAUUUGGUGGAUGAAGAUGGAACAAGAGACCGUUUUCCAGUAAGAAUGCGUGUUCUGGCGGUUGAUGAUAACCAAGUUUGUCUUAAUGUGUUGGAGAAUAUGCUUCGCAAAUGUCAAUAUCAUGUUACUACAACUACUCAGUCAAUUAAGGCUUUGGAAAUUUUAAGAGAAAACAAAAACAAAUUUGACCUUGUUAUUAGCGAUGUAAAUAUGCCAUACAUGGAUGGAUUUAAACUCCUUGAGACAGUGGGACUCGAAAUGGACCUACCUGUUGUCAUGUUGACAGUAUGCAAUGAUAAAGAGCUAGUAAUGAAAGGUGUUAUGCAUGGUGCUUGUGACUACUUAAUCAAACCUCCUCGAAUUGACGUGUUGCGAAAUAUAUGGCAACACGUAUUGCGUCAGAAGAAGUCACGUUUAUUUUGGAAUGUUGAGUUGCAUACAAAAUUCGUUGCAACAGUUAAUGAAUUGGGCAUUGACAAGGCUGUCCCGAAGAAAAUCCUUGAGCUAAUGAAUGUCGAAGGGCUUACAAAAGAAAAUAUAUCAAGCCAUCUGCAGAAAUAUAGGCUCGGUUUAAAGAAGGCAACUCAACAAGAUAGUGGGGUUCCUCCAUUGGGUCAUAGUGGUCCUUAUGUGCAAAACAAUUUGAUGGAUAGAUAUAGAAAUUUUAACACCUUGUCUAGAUCAGGAAGAAUCUUAACCCCUACACAACCUUCAUACACAUCUGGUGCAAUUUUUUGUAGGCUAAACCCCCCUGUAAGCUUGAACAUGAGAGGAAUUGGUUCCUCUGAACUUGUCCAGCCUACCCAUGUUUCAGCAAAUCAAAGUUUGAGUUUAUCACAGGACAUUCCACAAUCAAUUGAGCUUAACCAAUUUCAGCAAAUCAACAAUACAAAAAAUAUUGGACAGUUUAACUCAAUUGGUGGGUCGAGUGAAUUUAUGAUUUCCUCUGCCUUCCCCAGACGAUAA
Molecule: messenger RNA, 981 nt
Organism: Gastrolobium bilobum
Lineage: Eukaryota; Viridiplantae; Streptophyta; Magnoliopsida; Fabales; Fabaceae
Product: two-component response regulator ORR24-like
Exons: 6
Coding region: 1-981 (326 amino acids)
Biological process (GO): cytokinin-activated signaling pathway; phosphorelay signal transduction system
Molecular function (GO): DNA binding; DNA-binding transcription factor activity
Source: RefSeq, a predicted model, not a curated record